Molecule: messenger RNA, 1740 nt
Organism: Vitis vinifera (wine grape)
Lineage: Eukaryota; Viridiplantae; Streptophyta; Magnoliopsida; Vitales; Vitaceae
Exons: 17
Coding region: 118-1497 (459 amino acids)
Biological process (GO): DNA replication, synthesis of primer
Cellular component (GO): alpha DNA polymerase:primase complex
Source: RefSeq, a predicted model, not a curated record
AUUAACUCGCUCCAUCUUCCAUCUUUUCCCGCCAUUUCGAAGUUUCUCUGUCCCCGACUCAUCCUCCGCCUUCACCCGGAUCUGUGACCUGAGAAAACGAUACGACGUUUACUCAAGAUGACCAUGGAAGAAGUUGACAGUGGGAGAGAUGCCAUGGAGAUCGAUGGCUGUGAACCCGAAGGCCAAGAAAAGAUGAGAGAAAAUGCCGUUCCCGAUGGAUUCAACGCUAAUUAUCUCAAAGUCUACUAUGGAAAGCUUUUUCCACACUCGGAUUUGUUUAAGUGGAUGUCUUAUGGAAAUGAUGGGAAGCAUCCUGCCUGCGAUCAGUCCUACAUUGGCCGAAGAGAAUUUUCUUUCACAUUGGCUGAUGACAUUUACUUGCGGUUCCAGUCUUUCAACAGCGUCCACGAAAUGGAAAAUUCCAUCAAAGAAAAAUGCCCAUUCAAAAUAGAUAUUGGGCCCGUGUAUAGUGUGGAUCCUACUAAGAGGCAUGCAUAUGCACAAUCCGGUGACAAUGUUUUUACUCCAGUUGAGAGGGAGCUAGUUUUUGAUAUUGAUAUAACAGAUUAUGAUGAUGUUAGAUAUUGCUGCUCCGGUGCUGAUGUUUGCUUGGACUGCUGGCCUCUAAUGACAGUAGCUAUUAAAGUGAUUGAUACUGCCCUCAGAGAUGAUUUUGGGUUUAAUCACAUUCUUUGGGUGUAUAGUGGUCGACGUGGUGUCCAUUGCUGGGUUUGUGAUGGAAGAGCAAGAAGGUUGUCCAAUGAACAGAGGGCUGCUAUUGCUGAUUAUUUCCGGGUCUACAAGGGCAAUGAAAAUAGUCAGAAAAAGGUUUCUUUAGUAGGUCCUGCUCUCCACCCUUUCCUUGCGCGUUCAUAUACUGAAGUUUUGAAGGAUUUCUUUGAGGAGAAGUUACUCCCUGGUCAAAAGUUAUUUUCAACUGAAGAGAGAUAUGAGAAGAUCCUAAAAAUAAUUCCUGAUGAAUCUAUUACUUCUGAGCUUCGGGGAAAGUGGCAGGAGAACAGGCGGUCCUCCAUUUCAAAAGAAGAUAUUAAUGCCAUUCGUUGGGAGCAACUAAAACAUAUGCUGCAAUCUGGAAAGCAGAAGGCACAAGGUCUUCGCAGGUGUGUUGAAGAGAUUGUGUUCUCUUAUACCUACCCUAGGCUUGAUAUGGAGGUUUCAAAACACAUGAACCAUUUGCUAAAGGCACCAUUUUGUGUGCACCCAAAAACAGGUCGUGUGUGUGUUCCUAUUGACCCUAAAAGUUGUGAGGAAUUUGAUCCUACCAGUGUACCAACCCUUUCCAAGCUUUUGGAAGAACUUAACAUGGGAGGUUUUAGAGCAGAUGCAGAUGAUGAAUGGGAGAGAACCUCACUUGGAAAAUCAGUCAAGUUUUUCAGAUUAUCAUUCUUGCAGCCUUUACUGAAGUCCUGCAAGGAGGAGAUUGAAAGUGCUUACAACGCCAAGCUUCAGCUCUCAAAGAAUUCUCUGAGUUGGUAGUGCUUUCCCUGUUUAUUUCAUUACCCUCCAUUUCUGUUCAGAGAAGACCUCUCAGCAGUAGACUAGGACCUUUCACCUGAUGCAGGAAGUGCAAAGCUAAUGAUCAUUAGACACUUGGUUGUUAUUAUGACGUGAAAUGUCUUGCAAAAUUCUGUCCAAUUAUGAAGGAAUUUUAACAAUUAUGUAUCCACAAAACAAAGCGAAUCUGUGUUCAAUUAAUUUAAAUUGGUCCAUUUUUCCUCA